This is a messenger RNA of Lathyrus oleraceus (garden pea), 1489 nucleotides long. RefSeq names its product transcription factor bHLH137. Gene Ontology annotation, biological process: regulation of DNA-templated transcription. Bases 103 to 1095 code for a protein of 330 amino acids. Gene Ontology annotation, molecular function: protein dimerization activity; DNA-binding transcription factor activity. The transcript has 8 exons. NCBI's taxonomy places the organism in Eukaryota, Viridiplantae, Streptophyta, Magnoliopsida, Fabales, Fabaceae. Gene Ontology annotation, cellular component: nucleus. The record is from RefSeq and is a predicted model, not a curated record.
AAAUACCUUUUUGUCACACACCAAACUUUCCCAUUUCAGUAUACUCACUCAUCACUACUACUAUUGUCUCUCUUUCUACUUUACAGCAUUUUCAAUUCUCAAAUGGCAGCUUUUUCAUAUCAAUACAAUCCUUUCCUUGUUGAUCACUCACACUCACCAUUCAUGUGUCUUCCUCCUCCUUCACAACACUUUCAUCCUCUUCAUCAAGAUAUUAUUAACUGUGUUGAUCAUCAAAGCUCCAAAAUUACUACCGUCACUGAAAAUGAACCUUCUUCUCUCACCAAAAAUCUCAGUCCUCAGUCUUCCAUGGUAUUGGACAAGCUCGAAACCGGCGACGAGCAGGUUACUCAGAAAAUUAACCCUAUGGAGAAGAAGAGAAGAGCCAGAAAUAAUGGACCUUCCUCAACUAACCCUAAAUCUCAUGAAAUUCCAGCAGAAGCGAGAAACAAAAAACAGAAGAAAAACAAGGAAGAGGAGAAGCCAAAAGAUGAGAGAAAGUGUUUGGAUGAGCCUCCAACUGGUUACAUCCACGUCAGGGCAAGAAGAGGUCAGGCCACUGAUAGCCACAGCCUUGCUGAAAGGGUAAGAAGAGAGAAAAUCAGUGAAAGGAUGAAGAAGUUGCAACAACUUGUGCCAGGCUGUGAUAAGGUCACUGGAAAAGCCCUUAUGUUAGAUGAAAUAAUCAACUAUGUUCAGUCUUUACAGAAUCAAGUAGAGUUUUUAUCAAUGAAACUUACUUCUGUGAAUCCUAUGUUCUAUGACAUGGCAACAGAUCUUGACACUUUCAUGGUUAGACCAGAGAAAUUAAAUAACUUAUCAUCACCAUCACCACCACUAUCAUCAUCAGUGUCACAUUGCAACAGUCCUAAACAAGGCGCAGCUUUUGCUGAUACAACCACCAUGACUCCAACCAACAUUUUCCAAACUACUAAUGACUAUCUUUUGGAUACUUCAGCUUCAAUUUUUCUUCAAGGACAGAGAUCAAAUAUUGUCUCUGAGGAUGGUAGCCAUUUUUGGGAGGUAGAAGAGCAACGACAAAAGUUUCUUAAUUCACAUGGAUUCAACAACAACUUAUGUUCAUUUUCAUUAAUUUAAAAUUCCUAGAGGUGCAUCUCAUGUCCUACAAUUCUACCAACAUGUUUGAUUUAGCAUUUACAUUAGGUAAGGAAAUUCCAGAAAGAAUAUGAAUAUGUGUAUAUUAAAGGGUAUGAAAAUGAAUGGAUGAAGAACAAGAAAAUGACAGAAAAUGCAGCAGACCAAAUAAGAGACCAUAUCUUUUCUAGAUCUGUGUUCUGUUCCAGUUAUUUUUGACUCUUAUGUUGCACAAAUUCCUAGAGACUAGUAUUGAUCCUACGUAGACAUCAGAGACAGUGAAAUUAAUUUGUGUCAUUGUAUAUUAUUGAACUAGUGAUUGAUUCUUGUGGUGGCAGUUAUUCUGUUGGUACAGUUAAUAAAUUUUUAUCAUUAUUGAGAAAUGAGGGGUUGAAUA